CAACGUGGGAACAGACCACCUGAACCACUGUGAUAAAUAGACUUCAGAUGAGCCGACGCCUCAGAGUCUGAACUGUCCAGACAGGAUGAACGGUUUUUGGUUUCUGCUGGUGCUUGUGUCUGUGGCCAGAUCGGAGAGGCUCUUCACUGGUGACCAGGUCAUCAGGGUCGACGCUCAAUCGGAGGAACAGAUCAAGCUGCUGCAGAUUCUGGAGUCUGAGGAAGAAUGGAAUCUGGACUUCUGGCGCCACCCGGUGUCCACGGAGCUUCCCGUUGACGUCCGAGUGCCCCGCAGCCACCUUGGUGCUGUGAAGGAGUACCUGAACGCCCACAGCAUCCCUUUCACUGUCAUGAUUGACGACGUCCAGGAGCUGCUUGAUCAGGAGAAAGCUGAGAUGAGAGAGAACCACAUCAGGCAGCGCAAGACCGGGAACUUCGACUUUGGAGCCUAUCAUCCUCUGGAGACAAUCUACAGCUGGAUGGACACGCUGGUGGCUCAGCACCCAAAUCUGGUGACUAAGCUGGAAAUCGGCAAAUCUUAUGAGAAAAGACCCAUGUACGUCCUCAAGUUCAGCACUGGAGGCACCAAUCGCCCUGCUAUCUGGAUGGACUUGGGCAUUCACUCCAGGGAGUGGGUGUCUCAGGCCACUGGAGUGUGGACAGCCAACAAGAUUGCCACUGAUUAUGGUACCGAUGCCUCUCUGACCUCCGUUCUGAAAACCAUGGACAUUUACAUGCUUAUUGUGGCCAACCCUGAUGGUUAUGUUUUCUCCCACACCAAAGACCGGAUGUGGCGUAAGACGCGUUCUUCAAACUCAGGAUCUGUGUGUGUCGGAACCGAUCCCAACAGGAACUGGGAUGCAGGAUUUGGUGGACCCGGUUCCAGUACCUAUCCCUGCUCUGAAACCUAUCAAGGCCCCUUUGCUCACUCUGAGAUAGAGGUGAAGAACAUCGUGAACCUGAUCCAGAGCCACGGCAACUUCAAGUCCUUCAUCUCCGUCCAUGCCUACUCCCAGCUCCUCAUGUACCCCUACGGCUACACCUGCAGGGGCUCUGCUGAUCAGGCUGAACUGGACUCUGUUGCCCGUGCUGCAGUGCAGAAACUCACGUCCCUCUAUGGCACCAGAUACAAGGUUGGAAGCAUCUGCAACAUCAUCUAUCAAGCCAGUGGUGGGAGCAUUGACUGGUCCUACGAUGUGGGCAUCAAAUACUCUUUUGCCUUUGAGCUGCGGGACACCGGUCGCUAUGGUUUCAUCCUUCCUGCUAAUCAGAUUAUCCCCACUGCCUCAGAGACUUGGUUAGCCCUGAAGCACAUCAUGGAGUAUGUUCGUGACCACCCAUAUUAGUGGGCUAUUGAUUCUGGGACCAAUAAAGCUACUUUUUGUCUCAGUG
Messenger RNA from Gambusia affinis (western mosquitofish), 1391 nucleotides. It is a transcript of the gene cpa4, whose product is annotated as carboxypeptidase A4. Gene Ontology annotation, molecular function: nucleic acid binding; zinc ion binding; metallocarboxypeptidase activity. Gene Ontology annotation, biological process: proteolysis. Lineage: Eukaryota; Metazoa; Chordata; Actinopteri; Cyprinodontiformes; Poeciliidae. The coding region runs from base 86 to 1345 and encodes 419 amino acids. The transcript is spliced from 11 exons. The record is from RefSeq and is a predicted model, not a curated record.